Molecule: messenger RNA, 951 nt
Organism: Phytophthora nicotianae INRA-310
Lineage: Eukaryota; Oomycota; Peronosporomycetes; Peronosporales; Peronosporaceae
Exons: 2
Coding region: 1-951 (316 amino acids)
Source: RefSeq, a predicted model, not a curated record
AUGAUGCGAAUGGGGGACCUGACACUCCAGCCUACACCUCCUGUUCCGCCUGAGAUCGAAGGGUAUCUCAAGAAGCUGAAGCGUAAAACGCGAAGCCUUGCUGGUAACUGGAACAAACGCUGGUUCUUUGUGGACCCGAGACGUCGAGAGUUUGGGUACUCAGACAAUAAAACCAGUGCGCCACGAAGUUCGAUCUUCCUCGACGAUAUCACUGCAGUCGUGCAGUUUGACGAUACUCAUUUCCAGGUCGAGAGUCGUACCCGCAACUUCUUCCUUUGCGGAGACAGCAAGGCGAGUACAGCAUGCUGGGUGACGAGUCUAGAAGGCUACCGCAAGAAGCUGGUCGAGUACGAGAAGCAUAAAAUCGCUCAUGCUGCAGCUACAGCCACGGCCGCUGCGAAAGCUUCUGCUGUUGCAGCUGCAGUUUGCAGCCCACAACAGUCUCCUGUAGCUGCACCAAGGGGGGAUCGACAGACUGCCAACAAAAAGAAGAAGAGUCGAGAUUAUUCGGACGAUGACGACCGUCGACCAACACACAGUUCCUCGUCUUCCUCGUCGAUAAGUUCGACAACUUCAUCUUCAAAAUCCAAGCGAGAGAAAGCAGAUUAUUUACCGUCAGACCGCUUAUCAAAGAGCGAGCAAAGAGCAGCCUCACCACUGGCCAAAAACAACAGAAAGUCUAGUAGUCGAAGCAAAAAUCGAUCUCCGCCUCCAUCUCCAACCGGUGAAAAGCGGAAUCGCGAUCGUCGCCGUGAACGAGAGCGCGGCCGCGAUCGGGACCGAGACCGCAAGUUUGAGCGUGAGCACACACGCGAGCCAAGCAACGAUCGCGACCGAAGCAGAGAUCGAGAGCGAUCAUCCAACGGUGAUCGCGAUCGAAGUCGCGACCGAAAUGCUCCAGCUCCUAGCGGCAGGGGGUCUGUUAUGCAGGCGUGGGUAGAUGACUUUUAG